Messenger RNA from Halichondria panicea, 1995 nucleotides. RefSeq lists its product as uncharacterized. The record is from RefSeq and is a predicted model, not a curated record. Bases 34 to 1866 code for a protein of 610 amino acids. The transcript has a single exon. Lineage: Eukaryota; Metazoa; Porifera; Demospongiae; Suberitida; Halichondriidae.
UUUUGUUCACUAUAGACACAUUCAUUUAUAAAAAUGGUUGAUAGCAAAACUGUGAUAAAUUUGACUAUAGCUGCCCUACUUCUCUCUUCUACAAGGCCUUCUGCAGCUAACCAACAGUUUUCUGAAGGUAGUACACAAACAAACACGAGUUGUCUGGUGGACACUGAUUGUCCCAUUUGGGCUGAAUGCAACAACACGAAAUGUGUCUGCAAAAUAAAUCUGCAAAGUCUCAGAACUGUACUAUGUGGAGAAAAUCUACAACUAUCUGUUAUCAGAUGCCACUGUCUGACAUAUGACAAUAGGACUGAUGAACUAUUUGAAGGAAAAUGCAUUGAGAAUUGUGAGAACGGUCGCAAAAGUGAGUACCUUCCGUUGCCAAAAGAUGUUUCCCAAUUGAACCAGUUUAUGUGUGAGAAGAGAUGGAACAGAACAGGACGACUGUGUGGGAGGUGUCUACCUGGACACUCUCCACUGGCUUACUCUUAUGACAUAAGGUGUGUGAAAUGUCCUGAGGGGAACAAAAAUAUCUGGAAGUACAUUCUAGUAGCUUUUGGCCCUACAACCAUAUUUUACUUUAUUAUUCUGAUUGGCAGAAUAAAGGCCAACUCACUAUAUCUCCAUGGAUAUAUUGUCUUCAGUCAGAUCAUAACAGCCCCCCCUUUUGCACACGCUCUUUCCCAGUUUUUACAGUUUCAUCAAAACUUACGGGUGCCAUGGAAAACAAUCGAGAUACUGUACACAAUGUGGAACCUAGAUUUCUUUAGAGGCCUCUACCCUGACAUUUGUCUUGAUGUGUCCCCACUCACAGUCUUAGCUCUGGACUAUGCAGUGGCGAUCUACCCACUACUGUUGACUGUUAUCUCCUACAUCUUGAUCGAGCUACAUGCUAGAAACUUCAGACUAGUGGUUAACUUGUGGAGACCAUUUCACUACCUUUUUUCACGCUUCCGUAGAAGUUGGGAAAGCAAAACUACUGUAAUAGAUGCGUUUGCAACAUUCUUUCAGCUUUCAUUUUUUAAAUUGGCUUUGGUCUCAAUAAACCUGUUAAUCCCAGUCAAGGCCCACAGUCUCAAUAAUGGGAAUACGACCUGGGUGGUGUAUUACGAUGCAAGUAUUGAAUACUUUGGCACCGAACAUUGUCCCUACAUUAUCUUGGCCGUAAUAUGCUUUGUGAUAUUUGUGCUUUCACCAAUUCUUCUAUGUUUGAUCUAUCAGUUUUUUUGGUUUCAGAAAUUGCUCAGCUGUCUACACAUCCGUCAUCCAUUGCUACGGGAGGUCAUGGAAUCCUUUCAAAGUUGUUACACAAAUGGUACUCAAGGAACCAAAGAUCGUCGAUGGUUUUCAGCUGUGCCAUAUAUUUCCUGCUAUCUUUUAUUAUUAACAUACGCAUUCACACUUGAGUCAACAUUCCUACCGCUAGCGAUAUCAAUUAUUAUCUUCAUCAUGAUGGCGACCAUCCUUGUUCUACCAUACAAGAAACAACAUGCUACUCAUACAAAAAUGGAUAUUAUAUUUUGGGGAAUUCUCGCUAUUUUUUUUUGCACUGACGAAAGCACAAUGUUCGAUUCUCUAAAACCACCACAUUUACUCUUAGCAUCACAAAUACUGAGAAUCGUAGUGUUAUUAACUCCAAUGAUCUAUAUUAUCUGCAUUACGGUCUACUUAAUACUAUCUAGAAUCAGUAAAGUGAGAAUGGUUGUCAACCGAGUAAGAACUUGGAGACGAGGCUAUGAGAGCAUUGAAGAAUUCGAUAACAUUGAACCGCACAGACUGAUCAACCCAGAGCUGUACAAUGAAGAGAGCCUAUAUACAGAACCAUUGACAUGCAGUAAUUCAAGGCAAGAUGGUGCUAUAAGGUGUCUAUAAACUAGAAUUAACUAAUGCUAUAUACACAUGCAUAUAGUAUUACAGAUAAUGCUAUAUACACAUGGCAUAGUAUUACAGAAAGGUCUAAUCGUAUUAUAAUUAUGGUUGAAAAUCAAAAUUUCCUCAUAA